UCUAAUGACCUUGCCUUCAUUUGCGUAUCAAUUCUGACUGAGGGCGUUCUUAGGUUUUCCCUGGUUUUGCAAUAUUUUUCUCUGUGGAAUUUUCCUGUCUCGUGCUUCUGUUUCAAUCGAAGACGAAGGAGUAUUAGUUUAGUCAUGGCCGACGACCUCAGUAGCGACGAACGAGAAGAUAUGGAGGUGGCGGACGAUGAAACCGGCCCGCCAUUGAAAUCCAAAGUUUUGAACGGAGAUCAUGAAAUAGGAGAAACCCAGGUCAGUUCAACAGCAAGAACCACUCCUGUUAACCCGAGUAAUGGUGAAAGUGGAAAGAACGUGGAAGAAAAUGGCGAAAUAGAAGGAUCAGAGGAAGAGGACGAAGAAGAAAAUGGAGAGUCGGAAGAGGAGAGCUCCAGCGAAGAAGAGUCAUCCUCGGAAGAUUCGCACAGCGACGAUUCAGAGGAAUCUGAGAGGGCUCAACAAGCAGGGAAGAUAGCUGAAGGUGAGCGUCCACAGCAUGGGUAUGCUGCCUCCAGUAAGUCACUAUUUGAGAGGAAAGCACAAGAGGCAAGUGAAACAGGUACGGCUAAAAUCAGACCCAUAGAGCAAGAGAAAGACCUUUUUGUGCCUACCAGUUCUCGACGCAGCACAUUUGAGAAAGCAACUGCAGAGGAUGCAAAGAAAGGGACACCAAAAAUUAAAGUGGACGAUGAGGAGGUUGACCUGUCAGGAAGAGCAAAAUCUCAUAAACAGCUGUUUGAAGAACAGGCCAGGCUAAGUGCCCAAGUGUCUCCAUCUCUUCCAAGAAAAAUAUUUGGUGAGCAGGAAGGAGAAGUAGACAUUUCUGGAAAGGCAAGAUCAAAGAAAGAACUGUUUGAAAAAUUUGCAUCAGAGAAUAAAGCAACAUCUCCUGGUGCAGAGAGAAGAAUUCUUGGAGAUGUAGAUAUUUCAGGUCGAGCAAAAGCUCAUCGCAAUAUUUUCCAACAAAAGAUUGAGGAAGAGUCCCAGGUCAAAGCAUCUCGCAAGUUUCAUUUAGAGGAAGAUGUCUUUUCUGGCAAGGCAACAUCACGACGUGCAAUCUUUGAAAAAUUUGGGUCGUCAAAUGAUGGAAGUCAAAAGGGUUCUAAACGAGUUGAAGAUGAGGAGAUCGACUUGAGCGGAAGAGCAAAGUCUCAUCGGCAAAAAUUUGAGCAAUUUGCUGAAGAAGCCUCAAAAGUCCAAACAGCAAGGUCAAACAAUGAUGAACUGAAUCUUACAGGAAAGGCAUCGUCACACAAAGAAUAUUUUGAUGAAAAGGUCAUUGAGGCUGGUAUGACCAAAACAUCAGAAAAGAAGUUGAGGGACGAGGAGGAGGAAGCCAUUGCUGGUAGAGCUCGAUCGCACAAGAUGACUUUUGAAGAGAAAGCUGCUAAAGAUUUGGAAGUGCAAACUAGAGAUAAAUCAAGACUUCAAGAAAUACCUGAUAAAAGCACAAGGAAAAAAAGUAAGAAAGAGAAACAUGGAGAUGACCAAGAAAAAAAGAAGAAGAAGCGGAGAUCUUCAUCAAAGUCCAAAGAGCACAAAGAAAAUGUGGCACAUGAAGAGGCAAUUCCAGAAGACAAGAGUGAGGGUGUUUUUGAAGAAGAAAAAGCUAAAGAUGAAGAAACAGAAGAGAGAGAAAAAGAUGAAGGAGAAGUUCAUGAGGAUGAUGAUGAUCAUAAAAUGAAUGGUGAGAAACAUGAAUCAGAUGAAGAGGAACAGAGAGAAGUUAGUGAGACAAUUGAAGAUGAUUAUGGUGGUGAAAUUACAGUUGCAUCUUCAAAUGUGUACGAGUCAACUCCAGUUGAUCUCCAUGUUGAAGAAGACACCAAUGAUGGCAAGGAAGAUGAGCCCAAACCAGCUUUUUCUGUUACUAUGCGUGACCAUGGAGUUGUUCCAAAUGAUGGCAAGGAAUAUGCAGAGCCUGAACCUAAACAGAUUAAAGAUGAGCCCAAACCCACCUAUUCUGUUACUAUGCACGAUGAUGGAGAUGUUCCACUGGAUUAUCGUGCAAGGAGAGCUCUGAGAGAAAAGAAGAAAGCUAUGGAGGAAGAAGCAAAGAGUGUGGACUUGCAAGAUGGCAAGAAAAAGGAUGUUAAGAAAAGUGAAGUUCAACCUGCAGAAGAAGAAAAAUCCAAAUCAGAAGAAGAUAAAGCAAAAGAUCUGGUUGCAAGAAGGGCUGAGAGAAGAGAAAGAAGAAGGCAGAAUGCACAUGUUACCUCUGAGGAUGACGUUGAAGUUGCAUCAGAUGCCUCCUCUGCAAGAAGAACAUCUUUAGCAGCCAGAAGGGCUGAACGUAGGUUAAAAAGUGCUGGCAAUUCUGAGGAGACUGGUAGUGUUGAGAAGUCUGCUAGUGUGGACAGAGUUGAAGAAGUGCAAUCCACGAUUGAGGAGAAAAGAGCAGCACGCAGAGCAGCAGCCAGGGCUGCCGAGAAGGCAACAGAAAAGGAAGAAGAAGCCAAACCUGAUAAGGUAGAAGAGAAGGAAGAUACAUUGGCACGUAAGAGACAGGAGAGGAGAGAAAGAGCUGAGAGAAGGAGAAGCAGUAGUAAAAGUGAAGCAAUUCCUGUAGAAGCCUUAACUAAAAGAGGAUCCACCUCAGAAGAAGAGCAAACAAGUAAUGCUACUGAGCAGAAAUCAUCAUACACUGCAACUGUGAAAGCAAGAUUUGAUAAGAAGGGAGGGGAAGAAAAAAUUUCUAGUACAUCUCGACUUGGAGGUUCCAAGCCUUCAAAGGCUGAAAGUGAGACUGUAUCAACACCGAAACAGUCAGGAGAUAAUCAGGAAAAGAGAGCACAAAGAGAAGAAAAGGAGGAUGAGAUUGGCAGCAUCAAAUUGAAAACAGGUGUCCAGGGAGAGAAUAGCGGUUACAAGCCGAGGGGUACAAGAGAAACUCUGAACAAGUUAGAGGGGAAGGAGAAUACCAAAGAAACUACUAAACCUGCUACUAGGACUAAUCGCUUUGCACCACCUCAGCAAGAGAAAUGUGAGACAUGCAAGAAGACUGUGUAUCCAAUGGAGAGGCUUGCUGCUGACAAGAAAGUGUUCCAUAAAACUUGUUUUAAAUGUGCUGAGUGCAAAUCCACACUGAGACUGGGAAAUUAUGCUGCUCUACAAGGGAAACUUUACUGUAAACCGCACUUCAAACAGCUGUUCAAAACCAAAGGCAACUAUGAUGAAGGAUUUGGCCGUGAACAGCACAAAACACAAUGGUCUAGGGGUAGAUGAAACAUGCAGUUAACAGCAAAGGAAAAACCUAAUGGCCUAUUAGAUUUCAUUAAUGGUCGUUUGCUAAAGAAAUUGGUGUAGACUAAUUGCAAAUUUGGUUACUGUAAAUCCUCCAACUGAUGUCUCCACUUUUGCCUCUUGCUUCCCAGAGGUAGUGAUUAAACUGUGUCAGGAGAGAGCAAUGACACAGCUUGUUCACUUUGAAAAAUGUACCACCAAGUUUUUAAGAUCAAACUUAUAAUCUUUGUUCCUUGUUAGAUUUUUUUUCUCCCUCGGUGUUCGACUCUCUUGAUGAACUUUUUUUUUUUUAAUGUGUCAUCUCGAUGAACGCCAGUUGUCUACAACAGCUCCUCAUUUGCAAGAACAGUUGGUGUCCCAAAAUGCAACGAGGCCAGGUAUUUUAGUCGCCUCAUUUUAGGCGCCUUAAAACCGACCAAUCUUCCUCUGCUUUCAUUACAAGAGGGUUGCAAUUCAUUUUGAUGUGGAAUUCGGCGAUGGAGGAUUUACAGUUUAAGUGUUUUUAUGAUUGUGUGAAUAGUAAACAGGAGAUUUUUUAAAUAGUUUUGAUAAUUUCGCAGAAAAAAAAAGUAUCGUUGGUUAAUUCAAACAGUUUUCUGGGACCGAUACAGCAACAAUGUGAAAUAACUCGGAUAGCUGGAAUUUUAAUUCACUGUAUUAUGUGAAUCAAGCUUUACUAAUUUUUGCUGUGAAGAGUACCAAGAUUGAGAAGUGCCUGACAUACGUCCUUGCGUGACGAAUGUAACGGUCUUUUUUCAUUUUCUUCGUGGGGAAAAAUAGAUUCGUUUAGAAUACAAGGUUUAGUAUCUUUCGAGAAAAAUCAAAUCAUUUGGACUGUACAUAUUUUUUUUUAAAGAAAAUUAAUUGUUGAGUACAACAAAUUGCCAGCAUGUAUAUUGAUCGACCACAGUUGUUUCGCAAACUUUGUUUGACCUAAAUUACAUGUAGCAGGUGGCAAAGACUUUCCAAGUGGGUUGAUUUGCUAGGAAAAUCUUCCUUAUCUGCGUUCGAUGAACAGAAUUUUUGAAGGUUUCCUUCCAAUUUGUUACCUAAAGAAGGAACUAUUCUGCUAAUUACAAAAGUUACGUCGCACAGCCAGAGGUAAACUCCUCCAACCAUUUGUGCUUCGGUCACAGGCGAGAAGUCAAACAUUUGACUUUUAUUCUUGACAUUUUUUUUCCUUUUCAGCUCUUUAAUAAGGUAUUUCAUUUAUCAUUUGGUUAUUAGUUUAAAUCAAAGUCAAGAAAAUAGUGGCCGAAGUUUUCCAAGCAGCAGCUAUUUGUGACACAUGUCGCGUGACGUUAGUGACAGAAAAAAGUUGUCUUAGCGUCACGUAAGAUCGUUGAGUUAUCUGAAUUGCACACGUUGUUUGUUCCAGGAGGUUUGGUUUGCGCACUAUUAGCCAGCUCAUAAAAAAUUCAGUUCUCCCUAGCAUGUCUAAAAUAGUUUAUUUUGAUCAGCAAUAAAUUGGAAAUGAUUUUUUGGAAUAAUGAAA
Stylophora pistillata is the source of this 4744-nucleotide messenger RNA. RefSeq lists its product as uncharacterized. Lineage: Eukaryota; Metazoa; Cnidaria; Anthozoa; Scleractinia; Pocilloporidae. The record is from RefSeq and is a predicted model, not a curated record.